Exophiala aquamarina CBS 119918 is the source of this 1512-nucleotide messenger RNA. RefSeq lists its product as uncharacterized. The transcript is spliced from 8 exons. NCBI's taxonomy places the organism in Eukaryota, Fungi, Ascomycota, Eurotiomycetes, Chaetothyriales, Herpotrichiellaceae. The record is from RefSeq and is a predicted model, not a curated record. Gene Ontology annotation, molecular function: aldehyde dehydrogenase (NAD+) activity. The coding region runs from base 1 to 1512 and encodes 503 amino acids.
AUGAACGGCCAUCGGAGCGGCACCCACUCAAGCGCCAAACCCUUCGAGACAAGGCUAUUUAUCGACAAUGAGUUUACCCCUGGCAAGGAGGGAAAGAAAUUCAAAAUCUACAACCCCGUCAACGAGGAAGAGAUCUGCCAAGUCCACGAAGCAUUGUCUGAGGAUGUUGACCUGGCCGUCAAUGCAGCCCAGCGGGCUUUUCAGCCCUGGAGCAAUUUGAGCGCGAAUGAACGAGCUGCCCCAAUGUUCAAACUCGUGCAAUUGAUUCAAAGAGACGCGGCAGAACUGGCGCACCUUGAUGCACUGUGUAUGGGAAAGCCGGUUGAAUUGCUGAAGAAGAUGGACGUUAUUGGGUGUGCGGGUCUCUUUAGUUAUUUCGCGGGCUCUGCAUUCCACAUCCUAGGCGAGACCAGUAUGAACUCGGCCAAUUUCUUGAACAUGACAGUGAGACAGCCUUACGGGGUUGUGGGUCUUAUUAUCCCAUGGAAUGUCCCGAUGAUUAUGUUUGCCUUCAAAGUCGCCCCUGCUCUGAUCUGCGGCAAUACAGUGGUGCUGAAGUCGUCAGAAAAGGCCCCCUUGUCCUCAUUGAAAUUGGCUGCUCUAGUCAAAGAAGCCGGAUUUCCUCCUGGCGUUGUAAAUGUUCUCAGUGGCUACGGUGAGCCUACAGGCUCGGCUAUCGCCCUGCAUAAGAAGAUUCGAAAGAUUUCAUUUACAGGGUCCGUUGCAGUUGGCAAGAAGAUAUCCAAGAUGGCUGCAGAAUCGAACUUGAAGAAUGUGUCACUCGAGCUGGGCGGCAAGGGAGCAGCCAUCAUCUUUGAGGAUGCCGAUAUUCUGGCUGCCGCAAGAAGUACGCACUACUCCAUCAACCACAACUCUGGCCAGCAUUGUCAAGCCAACAGCCGAGUCUUGGUCCACCAGAACAUUUUGUCCGACUACCUGGAUGAGCUAAAGAAGUGUAUGUCUCGUGUUAAGAUUGGUGAUCCGUUUGAAAAGGAUACAUUCCAAGGCCCCCAAGUCGACGUCAAGCAGAUGCAACGGAUACAAGCCUUGAUUGACGCAGGCGGCAAGGACGGCAGAGUCAUUUUUGGAGGUCGACGUCAUGGUGACAAGGGUGCCUUUAUCGAGCCGACAAUUCUGCUCAACGUCCCGACGACUUCACAGGCGUACCAAGAGGAGAUAUUUGGACCAGUGGUCAUUGUCAACUCUUUCGCGACGGAGGAAGAAGCCUUGUCUGAGGCGAAUUGUACCGAAUUUGGUCUAUUUUCCUCCAUCUACACUCGGGACUUCGAGAGGGCGAUACGGGUGUCUAAGGCAUUUGAAUCAGGCGCUGUCGGCAUCAAUUGCUCCGUGCCGUUACGCGCAGUCGAUAUGCCUAUCGGUGGAUGGAAGCAGUCCGGAAUCGGUCGUGAGCUGAGUCUGCACGGGCUCAAUCUCUACACCGAAGUUAAGACCCUGUUCUUCAAGUAUGGCGCUGAUCCCAAUACUCUAGCUACGAGAUGGCAUAAUUUAUGA